Molecule: messenger RNA, 2124 nt
Organism: Cavenderia fasciculata
Lineage: Eukaryota; Evosea; Eumycetozoa; Acytosteliales; Cavenderiaceae
Product: NOL1/NOP2/Sun family protein
Exons: 5
Coding region: 1-2124 (707 amino acids)
Biological process (GO): rRNA base methylation
Cellular component (GO): nucleolus
Molecular function (GO): methyltransferase activity
Source: RefSeq, a predicted model, not a curated record
AUGGCAGAUUACUACAUACAAGCUUCAAAUAUUAUAGAAAAGUUGUUACAGAAGAAGGGCAGUAUCAAAGGGUUAGCCUUUGCAAAUAGUUCUUCUUCAAACGACUCAAAGAACAAGACUGCAUACGCUUUGGUUUGUGAAACUUUAAAGUAUAAAGAUAUAAUAGAUGAAUUAAUUACAACUAUACCAAAUAUUAAAAAGGAAAAGAAUCUAAAAUAUGGUAUAAUGUUAGUAAUGAUAUAUGAUUUAUUAUUUAGUACAGCAAAGGAUAUUAGAGGAGGUGGAUUUGCUAAAAAGAUAGUGAUUGGAUACAAGACACAAUUAAACUCGUCGUUGGCAAGACUAAAGAUAAAGAAACAAGUGUCUAGUAAUACUGGAUUGUUACCCGAAUCGAUUCGUAAUCCAUUGGUACUACCACGUUAUGUGAGAAUCAACACAUUGGCCAAAAAGACACAGCAGACAGACGAACAAUUCAUUCAACAGAUCAUCCAAAAGUUUAAAGAUAGAGGUUUCAUUCUCAAGGAUGGCAAUACCUAUCAAUCUAAACUAGAUUUUAGCAAUGACAAGUUCUUUUACCAAGACAAUGAUUUCAAAGAGAUUAUCAUAUUCACUUCGGCCAUUGAUCUACAUGACGACGAGUUACUCACCACUGGACAAAUCAUUUUACAGGAUAAAGCCAGUUGUCUGCCAUCCUAUAUUCUCGCACCACCUCCAGGUGCAACCGUCAUUGACUCUUGUUCAGCUCCUGGUAACAAGACAUCAUUACUCUCUGCAUUGAUGGGAAACACUGGUAGAAUCUAUGCUAUUGAAAAAGACAAGAAAAGAUGUGGAACACUUAUUAAAUUAACUACUAGAUCACAAUGUAAAAAUAUUACAGCAAUUAAUGAUAGUUUUUUGGAAUGUAGUUGGGAUGAUCCAAAAUUUAAAGAUGUAGAGUAUAUUCUUUGUGAUCCAUCAUGUUCAGGAUCAGGUAUUGUAAAUAGACUUGAUCAUUUAUUGGGAAAUCAUUUUGCAACUGAUGAAGCCGAUGAUGUUGAAGAUUUAAUUAAAGAGAAUUUAAAAAAUAAUCCAAAUCCAAAUCAAAAUAAUAAUAGUUUCCAAAAAAAGAAACAACAAAAUAGCAACAACAAAAAAGGACCAAUGGGAUUUGAAGAAAGAGAAGUAAAGAAAUUAGAAAAAUUAAAUGAAAAGUUUGGUAUGACCAACAACUCUGCCUUGAAACAACAACAACAAAAAUUGGAAAAAGAACAACAAGAAAAAGAACAAGCCCAAGAGAAUGAAGCUAGAGACAAUCAAAAUAGACUUCAAACUUUGGCUGAUUUCCAAUUAUCAAUUAUUAAACAUGCUUUUGGUUUUCCAAAUGUUAAAAAGGUAGCAUAUUCUACAUGUUCAAUUCAUCAAACUGAAAAUGAAGAUGUUGUUUUUAGAGCACUUAAAUAUUUAAAUGCUAAAAAGCCAACAUGGAAAUUGGUAAAGAUUCUACCAAACUGGAACAAGAGUAGAGGGUUUGCUGGAAUGUAUCCAACCAGUGACUAUAGUAUCAGAACUGCACCAGAAGUUGAUAAUACUAUUGGUUUCUUUGUAGCUUUAUUUGAAAAAAUCCCUUCAACUCCUGGUGAUGAAAUUGAUAAGGUUAUUGAACAAUUGGCAAAAGAUAAACAAGAUAAAGAUUUAAAGAGAAAGUUUGAUCAAGAUGAAGAAGAACAAGUAGAGGAUGAAGAACAGGAAGAUGAAGAAGAAGAAGAGGAAGAGGAUGAUAGCGAAGAAGAAGAAAUGAAGAAACCAAUUACAAAAUCGCAACCAAUAAUAGCUUCAGCAGUACCAACAGGAGGAUUUGUUUCAUUAUUUUCAGGAUUCAAGGAUGAUACUAGAUUGGGUGAAAGAUAUGAUCCAGCUGCACCAGGAACUAAAGUUAAAAGCAAGAAUAUAUUAUCCAAUCAAGAAUUUACCACCGACAGUGAAGAUGAAUUGGAAUUUGAAGGUGAUGUGCCAAAGGUCUCUGAAAAGGCAGAUAAAAAGGGAAAAAAGAAGGGUAAACCUGAAAAGAAACCAAACCAACAAAACAACAACAACAAGGUCAAGGUUAAGAAAUUGGGAAGUAAAUUUAAAAAACAAAAGAAAUAA